GCCCCAUCAAGAGGUGGGGCCAACGCGGCAGAGGAGGGCGGAUGACACCAAGGUGGCAGUUUUUGUAGACAGGAGCUGGACCGUGGCGCCAACUGAAGCGCCUCUUCCCGGGUUGGUGGCACCGAACGUGUUUUACGGAAGCGAACACGGGACGAAGGGAACGAGCUAUGAAAGUUAAAGGCUCCUCAGGAUCACGGAGAACGGCUCCCCGAACGCGAGCACGCUGAAGGGAUGCCACAGCAUGUGGGACACGUGGACAGCUGAAAGAGCUAAAGCGAAUCUGAGUCCAUGGUUGUACGGGGAGGACGGUGUGGAUAGCGCAGCAAGAGAGCUGACUCUGUUUAUGGCGUCGAGGUGUUUAGUGCACAAAAACCAGAGCCAAAUGGUGAAGGGGUACCUCGCGGCUAUCAAGUACUUCCAUAAACUGUACGCAAGCUGGGAGCUGCUCACGUCGCACUUCAGGGUGGUAGCUGUUGGGAACGCAAUAGACAGACUGCAUGCGAGGGCAGAGACGAAAGAAACCGUUGGGAAGGAGGCGAAGGCGCUAAUUCUGAAGCUUUAG
This is a messenger RNA of Ectocarpus sp. CCAP 1310/34, 562 nucleotides long. NCBI's taxonomy places the organism in Eukaryota, Phaeophyceae, Ectocarpales, Ectocarpaceae. The record is from the annotation of a GenBank genome assembly.